This is a messenger RNA of Humulus lupulus (European hop), 1200 nucleotides long. RefSeq lists its product as uncharacterized. NCBI's taxonomy places the organism in Eukaryota, Viridiplantae, Streptophyta, Magnoliopsida, Rosales, Cannabaceae. Gene Ontology annotation, molecular function: metal ion binding. The record is from RefSeq and is a predicted model, not a curated record. Bases 195 to 1067 code for a protein of 290 amino acids. The transcript is spliced from 7 exons.
UACUCAAUAUAAUAAUACUAUUAUAUUGUCUAAAUCGAGAUCGUUAGGAAUAUUUAACCCCCACCGUCUCAUUAUGCUGUCGUUUUUUGUUUUACUCAGUAUGUCGUUUAUUAGAUAUAUUGUCGUUUCCAAGUGAUUGUCUUGUCUAAUAUCCCACGAUUUGUUUUCCUUUGUUCUUGUCAGAAAGAAAAGCGAUGAAUCCGGAGCCGGAGGCCGAGGUGGAGGUGGAGCCGGAGCCGGGACCGGGGACGGAGGUAGAGAUUAGGAGAACAAGCAGCAGCAACUCUCGGACUCCGGAGGAAUCGAGUCCUUGCCCAAUCUGCCUCGGACCCAUUCUUCAAGAAUCAUUCCUUGAUAAAUGUUUCCAUAAGUUCUGUUACAAGUGCAUUAUGCAAUGGACUAAAGUGGUUUCUGGCAAGCACUCUUACAAGCUAGCUUCUGUAAAGUGUCCUCUCUGCAAGGUGGAAAAUUUUUCUAUAAUACAUGGAUUUGUUGGAAGUUCUUUUCAACAGUAUUACAUUAAUCAGAAUUUUGAAUAUGGCUUUGUCUUAUCAAAAGCUCACAAGUACAGAUUACAGUGCUAUUACACCGAACCAGGGCUUUUGAGUGACAUUUUUAGUGUGUCACGCUAUUGGAAAUCACGCAAGUAUCUUCAGUCAAACCAAUGGCUCCACAGUUGGUUGAGAAGGGAAAUUCAAAUCCUUAUGCAGGAGGAAGAUGUUGACAUCGUUGUACACCACAUACAUGGCGUGAUCGAUUCAUUUCAGACGAAGAGUAAGCAACAACCGCAAGGAAACACGCCAGAAGCCAAAAGUGAAGAGUUCCGAUCAUUGAUAUCUGAUGCAGCUAGGCCUUUCUUAGCAGCAAGAACCGAUCGCUUUGUUAGUGAAGUGGAAUUGUUUCUUGCUUCAGGUUUGAACAUUGAAGCCUACGAUGCUGUUUGCAAGCAGCGGUUAGGUUGGAGUGCACCGGGGGAAACUAGUGAGAGUACUCAAGGAGAAGUUGAACUGAGAACUGUAAUUCCGUAUUUGUAUACCUUUGAUGAGGACUCUGAUGGAACUGAUUGAAAGUUUCAUCUGCUUAUGUAGCAAUUCAAGUUUUUUUUUUUUUUUUCAAUAUGAUAUAGUUGAUAUUUGUUGUCCCAGAUUAUUACAAUGUAAUAAUGUCUUUGUUUAUUGUCAUCUUGUUCUCAAUUUCAUA